AACUUAAUAUCCUAAAAAAAAAAAAAGUUUGCAACACUAUUUUCGCAUCAGUAACAACAACUCAAUAAUCUAGAAUUACACUUAAAAUCACAAAAAAAACAAAAGUGAACUAGCAUAAUGUUAUUUAAACGUUUGCAAAUGCUGCGUCAGGCAAAAGUGUUUAAAUCAAUUCAUUUAAAGAGAAAUUUGAAUAAAAAUAUAAUUGAAAAGAUUGAACUUAAAAGAGCGUUGCCAAGAGUCCAUGACAUAACCUGUAAACUGGGCAAAAAUUAUGAGAAGAACAAAAGUGUUUUUAUAUCGAAGCUAAAAUCAACUGCUGCUACUAUUAAUAAUACUAUCCCAAUAUUAAAUAAACAUGAUAGUGAUGCGAACAGUUUGUCAUGCCGGGAUGCAAAAUACCAUAGUAAAGAACAGUUUAUGGAUAAUUUAAGUUUCCAUGGCAUAAUCCAUACCUAUAAACUGGGCAAAAAUAAUGAAAUAAACGGAAAUUGUUCUGUCCGGAACUCACCACCAAAAUACCAUAGCCAAUUAUUGACGACAGCUGAUGGAAGUUUCUAUGACGUAAUCUGUAAAGCCGGCAAAAAUGAUAAGGCAAACAAAAAUUUUGUUAUAUCCAAGGUAACGCCAAGAGAUGCUGGUAUCCCAGUAUUAAAUAAACGGGAUACUGAAGUGAGUAGAUUGUACUACUGCAAUGCGGAAUGCCAUAGUCAAGUACCGAUUAUGAAUGAUCAAGGCGUCCAUGGGAAAAUCCGUAAACGAGCUACAAAUUAUGAAAAAACCGAAAAUUUGCCUAUAUCCCAGCUAACACCAACAGCUGCUACUAUUCCAGCACUAAAUAAACGAGAUAGUCGUGUGCACACAGGGUCAGGCGGGAAUGCAAAAUUCAAUAGUCAAUUUAUCGGGGCUUUAGGUUUGACUUAUGUCCACACGGAUGGUGCUGGUGAAAUGACGGAAAAAACUAUGGUUAAUUUAGCGGAUAUACCAGCGCCUCCGGUAGUUCCGCCAAGUGCUGAAGAGACUGCAACACAGGUUGUAAAUGCUCUCGGAGAGCCAACAUUUGCUUCGAUCGGCUUAGGAGGCUGGUCGCCGGUUGGAUUGGUUGAAAAUUGUAUGGAGUUUUUACAUGUAACUUGGGAUUUGCCUUGGUGGGCAGCUAUAGCCUUAGGAACGGCGGUCGUACGUACAUUAAUAUUUCCUCUAGUAAUCUUGGCUCAACGAAAUGCGGCCAAAAUGAGCAAUUAUAUGCCACAAUUACAAGCGUUGCAACUGAAAAUGACUGAAGCUCGGCAGACGGGUAAUGCUAUCGACUCCGCGCGUUAUGCUCAAGAAAUGAUGGUAUUUAUGAAAGAGAAGGACGUCAACCCAUUAAAGAACAUGAUUGUGCCUCUUGCUCAAGCGCCGCUAUUCAUAUCAUUUUUCAUGGGCUUAAGAACAAUGGCUAAUACACCGGUUGAGUCAAUGCGAAAUGGUGGACUCUUUUGGUUUACGGAUUUAACUAUAGCCGAUCCCACUUUCUUGCUGCCCAUUAUUACAAGUGCCACGUUAUACUUGACGAUAGAAAUUGGUACGGACAGUGCUCGUUUGUCGGCACAGAAUAUGGGAACAAUGAAAUAUAUCUUGCGAGCGUUGCCAAUUGUUAUAUUUCCGUUCACCAUGAAUUUUCCAGCGGCAAUUUUGACGUAUUGGGCUUGUAGUAAUUUCAUAUCAUUGGGUCAAGUGGCUGUUCUAAAAAUUCCUUCUGUGCGCGAAUUUUUUAAGAUUGACAAAAUGGUGGUCCAUGCACCCGAGGCCUUGCCCAUGAAAAAGAAAAAGUUUGUCGAGGGCAUGAAAGACUCUUGGCAAAACAUGAAAAUUGCUAAGGAGAUUGAAGAACGUCAGCGCAUGGAUGAGAUACGCUUCUCGCAGGCCGGUAGAGGUCCUCUUGUCAAAACAUACAAGUAUGACCCCACCAAGCAGAGGACAGAAGUUUCUGCGAUGCAAGCCAAAAAGAAAACUUAGUUUUUUUGCAAUUAAGGAUAUAGCGUCUAUUGUAUUUUUAUCUUUUAUU
This is a messenger RNA of Glossina fuscipes, 2047 nucleotides long. It is a transcript of the gene OXA1L, whose product is annotated as mitochondrial inner membrane protein OXA1L. The record is from RefSeq and is a predicted model, not a curated record. Bases 118 to 1998 code for a protein of 626 amino acids. Gene Ontology annotation, molecular function: membrane insertase activity. Gene Ontology annotation, cellular component: mitochondrial inner membrane. The transcript is spliced from 3 exons. NCBI's taxonomy places the organism in Eukaryota, Metazoa, Arthropoda, Insecta, Diptera, Glossinidae. Gene Ontology annotation, biological process: mitochondrial respiratory chain complex IV assembly; protein insertion into mitochondrial inner membrane from matrix.